AAUUGGAAGGUUGUGCGGUCGGAGUUUUUCGUCAAGAGUAAAAUUCGUUUCUUACUUCGAAAAAUAAAAUAUUAAAAGAAAUAGUUUAAAAAUAUUUUGCAAAGCUUUGCAUUUUCAAUAACGUGAUUUGAGAAUUAUGCUCCAUCAACAUCUUGAGCUAUGGCGUUCUUUAGGGCUAAUAGCCUUACUUGUAUGUGGAUUAGCCCAGGCUAAAGGCUCUCACAAAGUCCAUUGCUCUGAGGAUCAAAUGCGUGUGGAUAUUGGUUUGCCGCUAGAUGAGAAAAGUAAUUCCACUCUGCCAUUAAUCUACUUGGAGGGUCUCAAGGGUUAUCCGGAUGUACGCUGUCAACCGGAAAUUGAUGGCUCUUUGGCGGUCUUCAAAUUGUCAUUAAGUGAUUUUUAUGAAUGUGGUGUAACGCGUAUGGUCAAUCAGUUGACGGGCAAAAAAGUCUAUUAUCACAAAAUCAUUAUUGAAUCAUCGAAUAGCAAAGAGAUUGUCAGUGUUAAAUGUAUAACGACAAGCAAUUCGGGUCCAGUUUAUAAUGUUAUGAUGAAUGCCUCAACAACUAGCUCCAGUUCCAGUGGCAGUUCCGAUUUCAGCACUAUGCAUGGUCUAGUCAAACGCGAUGUCUUGCCAGCAGGUUUCCAGGAACCAGAAGAUCUAGAGAUCACCACAUCUCUGACCAAACGUGCGCCAGAACCCCGUCUAUCAAUUGGUGUGAGUCAAGAUGGACAAAAGUUUACCAGAGAUUUGACAGUGAAAUCGGGCACUCCAUUAACCAUGGAAAUUAAUUUGGACGAGGAUUCGGCUCCAGUUUAUGGUUUGGGUGUAAAUUAUCUAGAUGUAACCGAUACACACACUUCCUCAGAGACUUUGAUUUUCAAAGGCUGCACAGUGGAUCCGUAUUUGUUUGAAAAUUUCAAUACGAUUGAUGGUGAUAUUUUGAGUGCUAAAUUUAAGGCUUUCAAAUUUCCCGAUUCAUCGUAUGUGCAAUUCCGUGCCACGGUGAAUGUGUGUCUGGACAAGUGUCUGGGCACUCAGUGUUCCAACAAUCAGGUUGGCUUCGGUCGUCGACGCCGGCGUGAGAUCAAAUCGGCCAACAAGGUCUAUGAGAUUUCAUUGGCCAUGUUCCUGCAGGUGAACGAUAUUGAAGGUGUCAAUAAAAAUGAAGUUCUGCAGCUGGAGGAGAAGCUACGCGAAUUGAAGCUGGCCAAUCAGCGUUUGGCAAGGAAUAGUCGUGGCAAUAAUUUUGCUGCCGCCAGCUCGGAGCCAGCAUUUGUGGUAGAUGAACGAGAGUUGGGCCAUUUCAGUUCGGGAGCGAGUUCCAAAGAAUUUGCCCUCAUAGCGUCAAUAAUUCUGGCUCUCAGUUGGCGUCUUGUGUAAAUAAAAAACGAAAAAAAAUAUGUAAAUCUCAAUAAAAAAAAAAAAACAAAAAAAUAAUAAUGGCUGGAAGCGAAGAGAAAAAAAUGUGUUAAUCAGGUUGCGAGAAAUUGUGCAGUGGCAAUAAUUAAACCCAGAAAACAGAAAUAAUAAUACUAAUAUAUAUCUAAUAUAUAUAUAUAUGAAUAUAUAUAUAAACUUAUUACUUUAUAUAACUGCCAUUUACUUAACGUAACUUAACUUAACUUAAGCUAAAGAAUUUCAUUUAAACUUGGCAGAGAUCAACAGAACAAAGCAACAAGAGAAACAAGAGUAAAAAAGAAAACAUUUUAAGCACCUACUAGUCUUCUAAGUAUAACUAUUAAGCUAAAUUAAUUAAUAACUAAAACGAAAAACCGAUAACUAAUUGAAAUAUACUAAAUAAAAAGAAAACAAAAAAA
Drosophila willistoni is the source of this 1821-nucleotide messenger RNA. RefSeq lists its product as uncharacterized. The record is from RefSeq and is a predicted model, not a curated record. Lineage: Eukaryota; Metazoa; Arthropoda; Insecta; Diptera; Drosophilidae. The coding region runs from base 137 to 1384 and encodes 415 amino acids. The transcript has 8 exons.